AUGUUGGCCAGAUGCUGCUUCCUGCUGUUCCUCUCUGUGGCCACCAGGGGGCAAAGCUCAGCUACAGGCUUGGAGGGUGACUGGAUUGCAGAGGAUGAGAGCUGCCCCACACUACUGACUUCUCCCCAUCGGAGCUGCAAGGAAAUCAAACAGCGCUGCUCUAGAGCAGGGAAUGGCAUGUAUACCCUACGCACUAAGCAAGGGACUACCUACCAGACCUUCUGUGACAUGACCACAGAUGGUGGUGGCUGGACACUAGUGGCCAGUGUGCACGAGAAUCACAUGGCUGGGAAGUGCACGGUGGGCGACCGCUGGAGCAGCCAGCAGGGCAACCGGGCUGACGACCCCGAGGGGGAUGGCAACUGGGCCAACUACAACACGUUUGGGUCUGCAGAGGGGGCCACCAGUGAUGAUUACAAGAACCCUGGCUACUUCGACAUCCAGGCUGAGAACCUGGGCAUCUGGCAGGUCCCCAACAAGACCCCAGUGGAGAGCUGGAGGAGCAAAGCCCUGCUGAGGUACCGCACCACCUCAGGAUUUUUCCAGACCUCGGGAAACAAUCUGUUUGGCCUUUACCGGAAAUACCCAGUGAAGUAUGGACUAGGCAAGUGCUGGAGUGACAAUGGCCCUGCUAUUCCUGUCACCUACGACUAUGGCAGUGCACAGACCACCGCCUCCUAUUACUCUCCAGAUGGACGCAGGGAGUUUGUGGCUGGAUUUGUCCAGUUCCGGGUGUUUAAUAAUGAGAGAGCAGCCAACGCCCUGUGUCCUGGGAUGAGAGUCACUGGCUGCAACACAGAGCACCACUGCAUCGGUGGAGGAGGCUACUUCCCAGAGGCCAGUCCCAAGCAGUGUGGGGACUUCUCUUCCUGGGAUUGGAGUGGAUACGGGACUCAUAAAGGAUCCAGCAACAGCCGGAAAAUAACUCAGGCAGCUGUGCUCCUAUUCUACCGUUGAGAACACAGCUGGAGACCCGGACUCUUUCCUCACUUAGAUCCUCGGAGAUAAAAGGAAAAAAAAAAAAAAAAGAGUGGCUCAGGAGGUGGUGCAGUGGAUAAGGCUUUGGACUCUCAAAUAUAAAGUCUAGAGUUCAAUUCCCCGAAGCACAUGUACCAGG
This is a messenger RNA of Erinaceus europaeus (western European hedgehog), 1117 nucleotides long. Its product is annotated as intelectin-2-like. Gene Ontology annotation, molecular function: oligosaccharide binding. NCBI's taxonomy places the organism in Eukaryota, Metazoa, Chordata, Mammalia, Eulipotyphla, Erinaceidae. The record is from RefSeq and is a predicted model, not a curated record. The transcript is spliced from 7 exons. Bases 1 to 957 code for a protein of 318 amino acids.